GAUUUCCAAGAUGGCUGCUCGCGUUUGUAAACAUGCGACGGACGCUGCACGCUGAUUGUAUCUUCAGGGAUCCCAUAUAUGACACUUUUUUGGCUAACAAAUCUCGUGACAUCUCUUAGUUUGACAUUAAAUACCAGCUUGUGUUUGUUGUAUAACUUUAAUAUCGUUAGUGGGUGAUUUUCGUGUUUUGUGGAGGGACAGGUGUUGACAUUAUUGGAUCGGAGCUAACUAACAUAAGCCAGCCAGGCGAGAGGCAGCCAUGCCUGCUCAGACCAUAUUUGUUGGUUCUUUACCAGCUACAGCCUCAAAUGAACGUUUGACGGAGAUAUUUUCUGAAAUUGGACCAAUAAAGCAGUGCUUCGUGGUCCGAGAAAAAGGUAUUACAUUGUCUAACUCACUUUCUAAAAGCUUAUAUUGAAUUAAACUGGUGGGACACUUGAUUCAACGCAUUGAAGUGACAUUUUCUUCUCAUUUAGGCGCAGAGAAAUGUCGUGGAUUUGGCUAUGUGACAUAUUCAAUGGAGGAAGAUGCUCAGCGGGCUCUUAAAGAAAUCAAAGACUAUGAUGGGCAGAAGAUCCGUCUGUCAGUGGCCAAGAAAAAAUUAAGAGACAAAAGGAAAAGAGGUGCGUGUUAGACACAUAAUCAGACAGUAGCUGCUUUGACUGUUCUGGUACUGAUAACUUGCUCUGAAUCUUCAUUUAGCACCCCAAGAGCCUGCUGCACAGCCUAAAGAGAAAGAGCCUGGAGUCAAGGGCUUCAGGAAAAACUUGCUUAAGUCAAGACUCAUCAUUAGGAACCUUAGUUUCAAGGUAAAGUAUGUAACAUCAUUUUAAAGUGCAUCCACUGUCUCCUCUAAAUGUCACUGAAAAGUCCUCCAUCUCCGCUGUGAAAGCAGUUUAGCCAUGAUUUUUAAUAGAUCUUCUUGAUCUUGUUUUACAGUGCUCAGAGGAUGAUGUGAAACAAGUCUUUUCCCAGUUCGGAACAGUUAUUGAGUCCAAGAUCCCCCUCAAACCAGGUAGAAUUGAGUUCUUCUGGAGUGCUCAAAUGCGCUUAAACAAACUUAAUACUUGUGUGAAUCUUGAGUUAGUUGAUAACAUUUUUGAUGAUGUUUAUUUUUUGUUCUCUACACAGAUGGAAAAAUGCGAGGAUUUGCCUUCGUCCUUUUUAAAAGUGUGUCUGAGGCUGCAAGAGCGCUCGGUGCUAUGAACUUGAAGGAGAUUAAAGGUCUGUCAGGGAUACAUUUAGACUACAGAAAUAUUUACAGCUAAUUGUCAUGUACCACAUUACUGUUAAUUUACUGGUAUUGCUUUUUUCACAGGCCGACAGGUGGCAGUUGACUGGGCCGUUCCUAAAGACAAAUUUAUUGCCACACAGCAGUCGUCAGCUGCAGGUGAGUUUCCUCUUUGCACCACCAGCUCUCUGUGUCACCCAGAAGAUACUAGAAGAGACCAAAAUGUUGAACAUUAAAGUAACUUUUUAUGACCUGAUAGAAAAAAAGAGCGCAAAGGAGGAAACUACAGAGCAGUCAGACACAGAGGGUGACUCUGAAGAUGAGGAUGAAGAGGAAGAAAAGCCUCAAGCAGGAGGGAGUAAAAAGUGAGGAUCUCAGUUGUGUUUAUUUUUUUUCUUCCUGUUUAUAAACCUUUGGAUGAGACCAGUUUGGUUCAGAGGUUGAUUAUUCUGUAAAAAUUGUCCUUAGAGUCACUGCCAAAAAAGCUGUGCAGCAGGAAGAGGAAUCAGGAACCGAGUCAGAAGAAGAUGAAAGUGUGGACCAAGACAUGAAGAAGGAGGAGGAGGAGGAGGAGGAUGAGUCUCAGGAUGACGAUGAUGAGGAAGAAGAAGCAGAAGACGAUGAUGACGAUGAUGAUGAUGAUAAAGGGAGCCUGGAUUCAAGUGAUGAUCAAGAUGACAGUGAGGAAGAAGAUGAUGAUGAAGAUGAAACAAGUAUGAAUUUCCUGCUUAGUUUGAACAUUUUAUAAUACAUCAUAUUUUCAUUUUUUAAAAUGCUUUUUUAUUCUCCAUUUUUCACCUACAGCUAAAAAGAAAACUCAGAACAAACUUCUUCCAUCAGAUGUGAAUGAGGGAAGAACAGUUUUUAUCAGGUUUGCACUCCUCAUCAUUCUGAUUCUCUAACCUGAUUUCAUUUUCUUCUCGGCCUGAAUUGUUCAUUUUUCCAUCCUCAAAUGGUCUCUGUUAAUAGUCUUUGUUUUUCUCUCUCCGGUCUGAUACAGGAAUCUGUCCUUUGACACAGAGGAAGAAGGUCUAGAGGAAGUUCUUCUACGCUAUGGAGAGCUCAACUACAUAAAGAUUGUUAUCCACCCAGACACAGAGCAUUCAAAAGGUUAGUGUAUCAUACUUUGGUAUUAAGGCGUUUAACUGUAUGAGAAAGCAUGUUUGACCAUUUUGUGGUUUGUUGUUUUGUCAGGUGUUGCAUUUGCUCAAUUUAAGACAAAGGAGGCUGCAGACAGGUGCAUAGCUGCAGCACAGGACGAGGCAGAGGUCAGUUGCAGUUUUUUUCAUCUAAAGUUGACUAUUCUGAGAUUCUGUUGGAAUUCUGAUCUUUUAAAUAUUACAAUGUCUCCAGUCCUGAUUCGUGCAUCCAUUUAUUUGUUGCAGAGUGGUGGUGUCCGCGUGGACGGCAGAAAGCUGUUCAUUCUCGCUGCAGUGAGCAGAGAAGAUGCUGCCAAGCUGAAAGUGAACAAAGUCAAAGUCGAAACAGGCACAAGGAACCUGUAUCUUGCGAGGGAAGGAUGUGAGUAAACCUGUUUCGUGCUUUAUUUUCUUUCUCCUCCUAAAUUCACGUCUGUACAGUCACUAAACUCUUGAGGUAAUCAAGGCUUCUUGAUGACAGAAUGAACAGACACUUCACUAGUCCCUAAAUGUAACCUCGCUUCACGUGCAACAUUUCAGCUUUGAGUCAAAUGAAAAAGGAGAACUAGCUUAAUGAGCUGCGAAACUUUGUUAAAUCUGCCCAGAAAAGGUCCCUGUAGGCCUGUCACGAUAACAAAUUUUGCUGGACGAUAAUUGUGCUACAAAUUAUUGCCGAUAAACGAUAUUAUUGACACUGUUUUUUAAAUUAUAGAUAAUGAUAUUAAAUGGCAUAAUAAUGCGAGUACAUCGUGUCAAAAGUGAUAAACUUAAAUUUCACCCACGACGAAGACGUAACGUUGACGAGCUAAACAUAAAUCGGAGAUGACUAAAAUGUGACGAGACGAAAGUGCGUUUUCGUUGAUGGGAGGAGACGAAAAUGACGAACAGAGUUGCAAAACUCAGUCAGUUAAACGCUAAACAUAUAGGAGCAGCUUCAGUCCGCUCUGACAGCUCUCAUCAGCCUGCUGUGCUCCUCCAACACACAGACACACGCGCGCUCGCACACACACGUGGAGUUUUGUGGUUGACGAAAACAAAACUGGUUUAAAGCCGAAAUAUUCCCACACUUGGGCUGUUGCGUUCGGUUUAGACACCAAAGCUGUCGUGUUCAUUCUGUUUGCUUGCUUUUCACUCACGACGCUCACUUGCAGCACUGUAUCCAAAAGUCUGUGUCUGUGUGCCUGUGCGUGCCAGCCCCCUCGUGACAAAGACACUGAAUGACUGACAGGAGGGUUCACUAACUCCGUUCAUUCCGCUAUAGAGCCAACGCCCCCAGGUGCCGAGAAAAAUGCGCAGAGUGAGACCUCUUCUCUCAUCCAGCGUGUUUGGUAGCGAGAGAGGAGGAAAACAAACGCACGUCAAUUAUCGAGGCUGGCAAAAUGACCGACCUCGUUUUUAUUUACCGAGCGAUAAGGCGAUUUAUUGAUUAUCGCGACAGGCCUAGGUCCCUGUGAAACGGAAUUUGAGGUCUCACCUUGCAAGUUCUCAUGGUGACGUAAUGCCAAGGUCCUUAUAUUCAUGCAUGUGGUGUCAUCAUUCACCACUAAGGGUUCAGGUCUGAGAGUAAUAAUAAGGCUAGGCUAGAUUAGGGUUUUGUCAGGAAUAUUUACCUUGGCACAACUCUUGCGAAAAAGAAUUUAAAAACUGAUGGGAGUUCAUGUUAAAGCCUGUCGAUCAUCCAGCUGUCCACCUCCUGCAACUUACAGUCUCACAGAGUCACAGAUUUCUUCAAAACUAUGAAGGCCAUAUGACCAUGCUAAAGUUAAGAAAUAUUAUAAUUCUAAUCCAUGUUUUUGACUCAUUCUGUCUUGAGAACACCAGCUCUAAUUUUACACUGAAUGCUUUUUUUACUCCCUGCAGUGAUCCGAGCUGGUACCAAGGCUGCAGAGGGCGUUCCAGAGGCAGACAUGGUCAAAAGAACCAGAGUGAGUACAGAAAUUUGCUCUAGGAGAAAGGUUUUCACCAUGAAUAAAGAGUGCUUCAUUUUCUUUCCAUAUUCUUGAAAUGACUCUGCCUAUCGCUGUAUUCUCUGUUUCCCUCAGUUUGAAGAAAUCAAAAGGACCAAGCUCAAGAAUAUCAACGUGUUUGUGUCAAAGACUCGUCUGUGUGUCCAUAACCUGCCUAAGUCAGUGGACAAUAAAAAACUCAGAACCCUCUGCCUCCAAGCUUCUAAAGACAAAAAGGGUGUUCGCAUCAAGGAGGUAAGGGACACGCUGGCAAACGGGUAGUAAUGAUAUACGUUCAGCCGUGAAAAAUACGUCAGGAAGCAGCUUUCUGGGAGAAGUAGUAGGCCUUCAGAGAGUAAAAUAUAACGUGUGCUUGUGCCCAGUAGAGAGGGUGUUAUGUUCCAGUCAGUUUGUAUGUGACUCUGUCUCUUUUCUAGUGUCGAGUGAUGUACGAUAAGAAGCCAGAGAAGGGUCAGGUGAUGGGACAGUCGUUAGGUUACGGCUUUGUUGAGUUCCAGGAGCAUGAACAUGCGCUUGCUACACUCCGCUACCUCAACAACAACCCUAACAUCUUUUGCCCAAACAAGGUAAGUUAUAACAUAAAAGAAAAUAGACGCCAAAAGUCGAAUUCUGUGUUCUUGAUGUAUGAUUAAUCCUGCAUUGUACUGUGUGUCGCCCUGCAGAGACCUAUUGUGGAGUUCUCCUUGGAGGACUCAAAAAAACUCAAAAUAAAAGAGUUACGACAACAAAAAAGCCAGGUAUGUUAGUGUCAGUGUGAUCCUGAUCUCUAAUCCUGAUCUAAUUUCAAAAGGUGGUUAUACUACAUGCAGAAUAACUCUGUUUUGAUAUUCUCAGGUUUUCAGAAAGCAGCCUUUUAAAGGGGGAGCCAAUCCUCAAUCCCAUCAAUCCCAGACAGGUAGAGGUGGAAAUAAAGCACCUGCAGAGCAAACAGACAGGCAGAGAAGUAUGACAUUGUUAUCCCUCUCAUUGUUUUUUCGUUUGCACCAAUUUGUUAGACAGUCGAAUUAUGUGAGAAUUAACAAGAUGUAGUUUUGAAUUUUGCUGUUACCACGAGUGUUUCUCUUAUCCUUGAUGUUAUCUCUCACUUUGUGCAUUUAUCAGCUUACCCUCAGCCCCGGCGGCAGGACGGACGCUAUUCAGGCUUCCAGACUAAUCCUGAGGUUGAGCAUGUCGAUCUUCAGAACGGAAAAAAACGAAAGAAAGUGUUACCGUUUCCCUCCCACCGAGGACCCAAGAUUAGGUAUGGUGUCCUUUUCCUCACUUCACUUCUGUUUACAAAAACACGCCAUCGCUCAGAGUGAAUCUCUAGAGCAGCGGUGAUUUGAAUUUGACAUUUUAAAGGUUUUCAUUGACAUGUCCUGGAAAAAUUCCCAUAAGAGCGGUGUAAUCAACUUAUUUUUACCUGCGUCUUUUUCAGGAUGCGUGAUCGAGGAAAACAAAAGGCCCCACCUCCCAACAAAGGAAGACCAGGACCCAACAGGAAAGAGCAUCAAAGACGACAGAUGGAAAAGCCCACACAGUCCAGAAACCAGGUGAACACAUGUUAUGUUGUAUUCCUCUUUGCAACCUUUGUUCCUGCUCACAGAUCACUUUUGUCCAGUAGAGGUGCUGAGGCUGAAGCCAGUUCAGAGUGGACUCUAAUCAUGACCUUUUUAAGAACCUUUUUUUUCUACAGGCAAGGGUUGCCAAAGAGCUGAGUCAUUACGUCACUGCACACGUCAGUGAUAACAUCACUUAUUUACCAGAAAGCUGCUUUAGACUUUACACACACAUGAUGCCAUAUUGGUCCAAAAAGCAUCAAUUACAGCCUCCUCCUAACUGAAGUAUAGAGAACUUUACACCAGACUGAAUGACAGCAGACACGCAGAGGACUGCUCUGCUUGUGCUGGCUUUAUACAUGAAAAUGAUGGUUGAAACGACAGUGAAAACUUAAGUCUUUUCUGUCACCUAUGAGAUUUUAUACAGGCUGGUAUUUGCUUAAGAAAAACAAGUAAAACACAGAGUGACGUGUUUAAACAUCUCCAUACUCCUACAUGUCCAGGAACACUGAUACUAAAAAAGGAAACUAAUAAGGUUAACAAGCACUCUUAAAGACUGUGGAUGAGUGUGGUAUAAUGGCUCCAUUUGUAUUGUCAUCAUGCAAACCUUCUUUGUGAAACAGACUCCAGUGCAGCUGUGUUUAAAGUUGAAGCGUGAAUCCCACUGCACAUAGCAGACUGAAGUGUAACCCAUUCCCAGUCUCACAAUUCGCUGUGGUUACCAGUCUCUGUCAGUUGUGCUUCCUAGUUUAGUGACCUCUCUAUGAGCUCCUGUGUCACGCCUGAUGACUUUUGUCCUUUUGUUGUUUUGCACAAGGUCAAACAAGCACAAAGGCAUUUCAGAAAGAGGGACGGGGACCGCUUUGACAACCUGGUGGAGCAGUACAAGAGGAAACUGAUGGGCAGCAGCGACAAGAACGCCGGCAUGAAAAGGAAUAAGUGGUUUGAUGCGUAAUGCUGUGCGUGGUUGUUAUUUCAAGUGUGACUGAAAGUGUGUACGAGUGUAUGUGUGUGUGUGCGCGUGCUCAAGAAACCCUUUUUAUCUGACCCCCUGAAGUUUUAAAAGAAGCAAAGCAGAGCUCAUCGACCAGAUUCAUGUCAGAUUGAAGAGUUCAUUCUUAAACUUCCCAGAGUUUCUGCUUCUCUGUUAUCAAUGUUUGUUUUUUACAACCAUGAGAAACUGAAUAAUCUGACUUUAAAUACAUUUUUUGUGUAUUAGUCCUGCCAUGAAAUUAUUCAUAAACCUUGAAUUUGUGUUGUCUUGUAAAUCCUUCCAUAUUUGUAUUAAACCCAUAUGUGUUUGAUUCAUAUACUAGUCAUUUAGUUAAGGAAGUUGCCACACUGUCCACUUUCCACAUACAGGAGUUAAUCAUAAACUCUGUAUAAACAACAACAAUAACUCCCACUCAUGAACUCUGAAUGUACAAGCAUACCAAGAGACUAACACACUCAGACAUGGAAAUGAAGUGAUAUUUUGACCUACUAGACAGACUCACACAUCUCAUCUUUUUUGUAUCAAAUAUUUAUUCAGUUUACAACAAGAAAUAAAACUCACAAUAAACUGUACAGAAAUA
Molecule: messenger RNA, 7449 nt
Organism: Xyrichtys novacula (pearly razorfish)
Lineage: Eukaryota; Metazoa; Chordata; Actinopteri; Labriformes; Labridae
Source: the annotation of a GenBank genome assembly